GAAUAGAAAGGGGAAUCCCGAUUGAGCAACACAACCGGCUAUAUUUAAAGCAGCACUACACUGUGCACAGGAGCAGCAUUUACAGCGUGGUUACGAUGCAAAACUAUUUGGUGUUCUAUUCGGUACUGGUUCUGAUACCAGAAGCCCUUCUCACACCACCUACAUACCGGUGGAAUGGUGUCACGUGUCAGCAGUGUCCUCCCGGCACCUUUGUGAAACAGCACUGUACGAGGGAAAAGGAGACUCAGUGUGAGGCUUGUCCAGCCUUGUAUUACACGCAGUACUGGAACUACCUGGAUAAGUGCAGGUACUGCAAUGUCUUCUGUGCGGAGAAACAAAUCGAGACGCAGCAGUGCAAUGCCACUCACAACAGGGCGUGCGAGUGCGAGUCAGGGUAUUACCUGGACUUUGAAUUCUGCACGAGGCAUUCUCCCUGCCCACCUGGAUCUGGCGUCGUCAAAAACGGAACACCAUAUCAUGACGUAAAAUGUGCUAUCUGUGAAGAAGGCUAUUUCUCAUCAAAGAGCUCCAGCACACAGCCAUGCCAGAAACACAGGGAAUGUGGAGAGGGCCUGCUAGUGUUGCUUCAUGGGAGUGAGAGCCAUGACACUUUGUGCACUACCUGCGAUAAAUAUGAGACAAACAACGGGACGGUUGAAGAUACUGCAGGAAACAGGGACUGCAACACGGCUGUGGUGCAGUUUGUGGCUUGUCAGAAUAUUCACCCAAAGAAGCUAAGGCGGCUGUUUCACUUGACCAGAGACUAUGUGAAGAGUGAGGUGGAAGAGAAAGGGCAGCUCAGUCAGAAGCAUUUGAUGUCCCUGCUCUCUAGUAUUGAACAAAAUCUAAAAGGAACACCAUUCAUUAAUGCAAUCCUCCCAGUGCUAGAAAAGGCAAGGUUGCACAACAUAGUAAAAAAAGUGAGGGGGCGCUUUCUCAAUUAAAUAAAUAUUUACAUAACUGUCUGGUAUUGAAGAAGUAUGUAUUCAAAAUAUUGGAAAGCAGUUUCUGUUCUUCAUUGUCGUGAAUGAUGCUCCAUAUUCAAAUUAUGGAUUUCCCUUUUUUUUUCCCCUUUUUUUUUCAACAAAUGAGAAAAUAAAUAUGAUAAACAAACUGACGGAUUGUGUUUAUAUCCCCUUCAGUAAGAAAAGAGCAAA
Molecule: messenger RNA, 1157 nt
Organism: Polyodon spathula (Mississippi paddlefish)
Lineage: Eukaryota; Metazoa; Chordata; Actinopteri; Acipenseriformes; Polyodontidae
Product: tumor necrosis factor receptor superfamily member 6B-like
Exons: 4
Coding region: 96-944 (282 amino acids)
Molecular function (GO): protein binding
Source: RefSeq, a predicted model, not a curated record